Tachysurus vachellii is the source of this 3676-nucleotide messenger RNA. RefSeq names its product mitogen-activated protein kinase kinase kinase kinase 6 (gene map4k6). Gene Ontology annotation, biological process: protein phosphorylation. Gene Ontology annotation, molecular function: MAP kinase kinase kinase kinase activity; ATP binding. Bases 347 to 3040 code for a protein of 897 amino acids. NCBI's taxonomy places the organism in Eukaryota, Metazoa, Chordata, Actinopteri, Siluriformes, Bagridae. The transcript has 32 exons. The record is from RefSeq and is a predicted model, not a curated record.
CUAUGAAGCCCAGACCAAUCACACCGCAGGCUGUCAAUCAAACACGUGAAGGCCAUGUCAUAGCUGUCCGUAGAGUAGUGCGUGUUUAUUUAACUACACAUCGUGUCCGGUUUUCUUCAAGGCUUCGGGGUGUAAUGUAAUUGUCAGACAACAUGCACAAGGCAGCUCACGCUAAAGUAGCGGAAUAUACAGGGGCCAUUUUCUGUAUAGCAGCAGAACACUUGAAGCUAACGAGGAAGUGGCGCACACACUGAGUCUCGAACAAGCAACAGCUUCACAACAGAGAAGCCGUUCGUGUAUCGUGUAUGGCACACGGCACACUAGCAGUGUAGAAACACCCGACACCAUGGAUGCCAUCGGCAUCUUAAACACCAAUCCGCUGGACGAAUACGAGCUGAUCCACCGCAUCGGGAGCGGCACCUACGGAGAUGUUUUUAAGGCACGUAACAUUAACACAUCGAUCAUCGCAGCCAUCAAAGUAGUCAAGCUGGAUGCUGGAGAUGACAUUUCAAACAUUCAGCAAGAAAUUACCAUGAUGAAGGACUGCAUGCACAAAAACAUUGUGGCCUAUUUUGGCAGCUACCUCAGAAACAACAAAUUGUGGAUCUGCAUGGAGUUCUGUGGAGGAGGGUCAUUGCAAGACAUCUACCACGUGACUGGACCUCUCAAAGAGAGACAGAUAGCAUAUGUGUGCAGAGAAACACUACAGGGACUACAUUAUUUACAUAUGAUGGGGAAAAUGCACAGAGAUAUAAAAGGAGCCAACAUUCUUCUGACCGAGAGAGGGGAUGUCAAACUAGCUGAUUUUGGGGUAGCAGCAGAAAUAAAUGCUUCAGUUGUGAAGAGAAAAUCUUUUAUUGGUACUCCAUACUGGAUGGCUCCAGAGGUGGCAGCUGUAGAGAGGAAAGGUGGCUAUAACCAACUGUGUGAUAUCUGGGCAGUGGGCAUAACAGCCAUAGAACUAGCAGAACUUCAGCCACCAAUGUUUGAUAUACACCCAAUGAGAGCUUUAAUGCUGAUGUCCAAAAGCAGCUUUCAACCACCUAAACUGAAGGACAAGACCAAAUGGUCCAGGGAAUUCCACCUUUUUGUCAAGAUGGCACUUACUAAAAGUCCUCGUAAAAGGCCAACAGCUGAGAAACUACUUGAACAUGUUUUUGUUACCCAACUCCUGACACGUAAUUUGGUCAUAGAGUUGCUAGACACUGCCAACAACCCUGAUCUUCAGCACUCUCAGACUAUGGAUGACAGUGAUUUUGAGACGUGCAGUAUUUUUCCUGAUAAGAUUACAUCUUUAGGGAAACACCUGCCUGUCAGAAAAGAGCAGUUUGGCCAUGAAAAGUUUGGACCAUCCACACAGAAAGACACAGACCCUUGUCCUGAAUCACUGGGAUCCUAUGAUGAUUGGAGCUCCAUUGGGAAUGAGGAAGAAUCUCCAGGUUUACUGGAAUGUGUUGAGGAGGCUUUGCUGGAGAGGAGCUUAACUAUGAAGAGAGCACCCUCAGCUGAGGACUCACCAACAGAAGAGGACAAAUAUGGCACAGUAAAAAGGGUGGUCACAAGGCCCCAGGCAGCUAAAAUUAAUUCUCAUUCAAAUCAGGAUAAAACUGGCUCCACCUCCUCUCCAAGUCUCUCUUCCCCUCUCACUGGCUCAACACUCCACUCAGAUGCUAACCCCUUGCUUGUUAAUGAGUCAGCACAGCUGGUUGGCUCAACAGCCUCUGACCUUUCCUUCCUCACAGACAUCUCGCUCAUCAGUGACUCCUCAUUCUUUAACGAUUCCACCAGUCUGGGCUCCCUGUGCAUGACUCCAAACAAUGAUUUAAUAAGUGGAAGCUCCUUUGCUAUUAAGUCAGGAGGGAACAGAAGUCACUCUCCUCCCCGGCAGCCGCUCUCACCUGAAUGGAGCACGCUUAGAAGAAAAACAGAAGACUCUAAAGAUGGUGUUCAUGGACUGCCACCUACACCUCAAGUGCAUAUGGGAGCCUGUUUCUCCAAGGUAUUUAAUGGCUGUCCUUUGAAGAUUCUCUGUGCUGGUACUUGGGUUUUACCAAAGACCAGAGAUCAACAUUUAAUCCUAGGUGCAGAGGAGGGCAUUUACACUCUCAAUCUCAAUGAACUCCAUGAGGACACUAUGGAGAAGUUGCUCCCACAGAGAUGCAGCUGGCUGUAUAUCAUGAACAAUGUGCUAAUGUCUGUCUCAGGAAAGUCCUCACAGCUGACCUCCCACAGUCUGCCUGCACUCUUUGAGCAACGCGAAAACAUGCAACGGCGCCAAGGUCACCUGUCAAUCAAUGCCCACCGCUUAAGUACAAGAAUCAGCUUAAGGAAGUAUGCCAUGUCUGUGAAGAUCCCGGACACUAAAGGCUGUAGAAAGUGUAGUGUAGUACGAAACCCCUAUACGGACAGCGUUUUCUUGUGCGCAGCAGUGCCAAAUGGACUGGUUCUUCUCCUGUGGUAUGAGCCAAUGCAGAAAUUCAUGCAGCUUAAAAACAUACCUCUGAAUCUGCCUGAGUCUUUGCCAAUCUUUGAGCUUCUUGUGGAAGAGAGCGAGGAACUUCCACAUUUGUGUGUGGGGGUGCACUACAGAAAUCACAACUCGAGAGAGGCCAAGGAUCAUCUAAAAUUCAAUAUCAUCCCUCUUGAUGAUACAACUAGAGAGCACCCAGAUGGUGAGAGUCUCAAACUGAAACAAGUAACUCAACUGGAUAGAGACACAGUCCUCAUAGCUCUGGGAGACACUGUGAGGGCUGUAAAUCUGCAGGGCUGCUCCACAAAAGGUCUGAUCUCAGAACUCAUCUUCAACUUCUCCAUUGAGACACUUGUGUGCUUGCAGGAUAGUGUUCUUGCCUUUUGGAAACACGGACUAAAGGGAAUGAGCUUACAAAGUGGCGAGGUAGUACAAGAGAUCACAGAUGAGAGUCGUGUCUUCCAAGUGCUGGGGACAAAUAAGGAUAUCAUCUUACAAAGCACUCCCACGGAUGAUCCGUCUGCUAUGAGCAACCUGUAUAUCCUUACUGGCCAUGAGAGCAGCUACUAAUGCAACUUGGAAGUUGAUCUACAGUCAUAAAGGCACUUCUGUCCUCUACAACAGAUAAAGGAGGUGACCUCAGAUCCCACAGAGCUGGGAGGCAGAGGGCACCAGCAUCAUUCCUGCCAAUGUGAGAAAUCAAGCAGAUUCACACAGAAACAAGAUGAAGAGGAAUGAAAGGCAGGGUUGAGCUCCCAAAAGCACUGAUACAACAGCAAAUGAAUAGAGAGAUUGAAAGAUGGACUUACAGUUACUACAGUUAAAGAUGAAAAAAAGACAAAAUUGAUGUUUGAACUGUACUGUAGGAACAUGGUUUGGUAAUGUUAUGUAGCAGAAACAAGACUGUGAGCACCAUCUUACCUGAAGGCUAAACAGAUUUGGUGGCAAACAGCAAAGCUUGUCCUGUUCUAGUUUUACUACAGGUGGUACUACAGCAAAUCUCGACUGUCUUUGGUGGCGUUGUACUUUUGCAGAAUGGUGUGUUUUUUGGUGUGUAUUAUGUAGGCAGCUAAACACAAGCUGACUCAUUUGAUCAUCUGAUCAGAGAAAUAUAAUUGUUGAUUUCUCAUUCUGACUACUAAAGAAUGUACACUGCACUGUGAAAUCCGAUGUAGAAAUUAACAAGUAUUAAAACCUAUAACACUC